Sycon ciliatum is the source of this 3351-nucleotide messenger RNA. RefSeq names its product sodium/hydrogen exchanger 6-like. Bases 246 to 2222 code for a protein of 658 amino acids. The transcript is spliced from 16 exons. Gene Ontology annotation, cellular component: plasma membrane; recycling endosome. Gene Ontology annotation, molecular function: sodium:proton antiporter activity; potassium:proton antiporter activity. Gene Ontology annotation, biological process: potassium ion transmembrane transport; proton transmembrane transport; regulation of intracellular pH. The record is from RefSeq and is a predicted model, not a curated record. Lineage: Eukaryota; Metazoa; Porifera; Calcarea; Leucosolenida; Sycettidae.
CGGGCAUUUUUCGUCGAAGAAAUCUCCGACUACGAGUUCACGGACUCUUGCAACAGCAGUCCUGAGCAUCUGCGAGGAAGCUGUUGGCUGUUUAGUUUUCUUCUCCAACUACUUAGCUCCAGGUUUGAUUCGUAGUGCUCUGUUGCUUCAAGGGCUGCUCCGUACACUUCAAGCACAUUCUUCUCCAUAACGAUUAUUGGUGGUUUUAGAAUUUGUUUGUAAAUUCUACUGGACCAUACUCAGUGAUGGGGAGAAUCCUGGUUUUUCUGCUCUUGGCGGCAGUGAUGAUUGUGGACACAGCUCGGGGCAUAGAGGAGUCUGCCUUGAAGAAAUCUCUUGAGUACGAGGGUGACAAUGCUCGUGAGGUGGAGGAAAUACACAAGCGAAACAGCUUGAGUCUGCUGCUCAUGGUGUUCCUGCUGAUCUUGAUUGUGCUGACAAUUUGGCUCUUCAAAGUGAAGAAUUUCCGAAUUCUGCACGAGACUGGAUUUUCACUCAUAUACGGUAUUCUGGUUGGAGUAAUCGUGAAGUACAGCAGCAGUGGUGAGCCAGUGGUAACACAGACCUGUGGAGAGCCACCACACAAUGAGUCUGCCCCGACCAAGCUCUUCCUGGAGUAUAGCAAUAACACGUAUCGCUAUAGCCUGUCGGAGAGACUCUUCACGGAUAGGUCUGGCGGUACUUACGAGAGCACACUGCUGUUCGACCCCGAAACGUUCUUCUUUGUGCUGUUGCCGCCGAUCAUCUUCUAUGCUGGCUAUGAUAUGAGACGUAAAUACUUCUUCCGGAACAUCGGAGCUAUUCUUAUCUAUGCCUUUGCUGGUACAACAAUAUCUUGCUUCGUGAUUGGACUGAUGAUGUAUGGUUACACCAAGACUGGCUGGGAAGUAUUACCUAUUGGUACAGACAACCUGGUGGAAUGCUUGCUGUUUGGAGCUCUCAUCUCUGCUACCGACCCAGUGACUGUACUUGCUAUCUUCCAUGACCUGCAUGUCGACGUUGAUCUCUUUGCCAUGGUGUUUGGUGAGAGUGUCAUGAACGAUGCUGUAGCCAUUGUGCUUUUCAGAUCUAUCUCGGAGUACUCCCCAACAAAUGAUAGUACGUUUGAAGUGGCAGCUGUCUUCAAGUCUAUUGGCAUCUUCAUCGGUGUGUUUGUCGGUUCCUUUGCCAUUGGUGUGGUGAUUGGGCUCAUCUGUGCUUUGUUCACCAAGUUGACCAAGAUCAAGGAGUACCCACUGAUGGAGAGUGGUUUCUUCGCUCUGGUCUCCUAUGCUGCCUACCUGAUCGCCGAGGCGGCUGAUUUAACAGGUAUAGUGGCGGUGCUGUUCUGCGGCAUCACACAGGCUCACUAUACCUACUUCAACUUGUCGCCAGAGUCGCGUACUCGCACCAAGGAGUUCUUUGAGCUUCUCAACUUCCUGGCGGAGAACUUUGUCUUUGUGUACAUGGGACUGGCUCUGUUCUCCUUCCGCUACCACCAGUGGAACUAUGGAUUCAUUCUCUUCUCUUUCCUGGCCAUUACCCUUGGUCGCAUAGUCAACGUCAUCCCUCUCUCCUUCGUUGCCAACCUCAAGCGUCGCACUAAGAUUCCCAGGAAGUUCCAAGCUAUGAUGAUCUUUGCUGGUUUGCGUGGAGCCAUUGCGUUUGCCCUGGCUAUUCGGAACACGGGCUCUGAAGUGCGCCAGUUGUUCUUGACGACAACACUGGUGAUUGUCUUCAUCACUGUCUUUGUCAAUGGUGGCACCACACAGAUAGCACUGCAGUACCUCAAGAUUGAUAUUCAUGUUACACCGGAACAGGACCGUGACAUCCUCGAGCUGGAGAAACCCGAUUCUGAGCAGCAGCGCAGUGACCUGUAUCAGAUGCCAUCGCGGACAGGCCGCCACGCACCAACGGGUGUUAUCCGUGCAUGGACUGGAAUGGACAGAAGGUUUGUGAGACCAAUUUUCACGAGCCGUGGUCCGCCGUUGACGGAGAUCUUUCCCCACCGGUUGCACUGGCUAGCUCGUCUUCUCACUGCACCCAAGCCAACUUCUACGACAUCGGAUGAUGAUCAUGUCGCUACGUCCUACAUGAAUGAAGGUGCUGAAGACCUGGACAUGCAGAGUCUGACUGGACCAGCUCAGCUCUCCUUCCACGAUGAUGACAGCAACUUGGAUGCUGAUCUUGGUGGCGGCAACCAGGAAGAAGAGUUGAUGAUCACCACUGAAGCUUCAGCAUGAGGCAUGGCUGCUACCCACCAAAAUUAGUUAGGAAAUAUUUGUUUUUGUUCAGUGCUAUGUGUCCAGUGGCUACACUUACUGAGAUAAGCUUCCCAUUGGCAUUGUCAGCUUUGUCCUGACGUGCUGCUGCUGCUGCUGCUGUUGCAUAUUGGGAUGCCAGUGCCUGUUCAGUUGUGCUCGAGUGCUGCGGAGCUGGAGAUGAUGUCAUCCUGGAGAUGAUCAUGUCAUCCUAGUGGUGAUGAUGUCAUCCUAGAGAUGAUGAUGUCACUUUAUGUGACGACUAUCAUGACUUCCUAGAGAUUCCUAUUUACUUGAAUGUUCGAAUUUGCCGGAGAGAGAUCACUCCUCAACCGGUAGUAAGUACGCGUAUUGCUUUGAGUGUCUUUUCGAUUUACACAUCACUGUUUUGAUUGAAUGGCGGGGCUGACUGAUGGCCGACUGAUGUCCAACCUGCCAACGCAGUCUCGUGUACGUGCCUGUACAGCUUUACAUCGGCGUUUGCCAUUUUCAGUUUAAAAUAAUAUGCUAGUGUCGUGUAUAAAAUAAUAUGCUAGUGUCCUGUAUAACCCCGUACACAACCCCAUAGUGCCAGAUACUGCUACUGCGAACGAGGAUUUUUCUAUUUAUUUGCAUCUUCUCUCCGUGGAGCCCGUGCGCACGAGUUCUGCUAGCUGGCCAUCCUGCUUCCCCCCCCCCUUCUGUUGGCAACCCCUGUGCGGUUGAGCAGCCGCUGCUGCUGUGUCGGCGCCUUCAGGGUACUACCUAAUUUUUUCUUUUUGUUCAUACGAAUACUGCUGUCAGUCAACAGCAGUUUUAUACUGUCUGUAUAUUUAUAGCUGUUUUUUUGUUCACGCUUUUCGUUCGUAUCAAUCUUGUACAAAUUUUGUUCAGUAUUUGCUGUACAUUUCGUGAUUUCUGCUUCUGGAGAAGCUUGCCUUCUUCCCUGUUUUCAGAGUUUCAUCUCGUGGCAUCACCCACUUUUUGAUUUUGUCCACCCCUCUCCCCACUUACCACCCAGUUUGAUGCUUAUCCCCCCCCCCCCCCCCUGCAUCUAGCUAUGACUUGUUCUGACAGCUUUGUGGUCAGCCUACGAGCCGGCAAGUGACCCAGUACUACAGUAAGUAAAUUA